GUGAGCGCAGUGCGCAUGCUCCGAGCGUUAUAUAGCUCAGGGACGGUCUCAGUGGUGGAGCAGACAGAGCGAGCUGUGGUUCCUCUCCGGUUCCUCUUGGUUCUUUCCAUCCUGAUGGCUGAGGACAUUCUGCUCUACUGGGGCUCCGGGUCUCCUCCCUGCUGGAGGGUGAUGAUCGCCCUGGAGGAGAAGAACCUGCACGGGUACAAGAGCAAGCCGCUCUCCUUCAAACAGCAGGAGCACAAGGGUCCGGAGGUGCUGGCGCUGAACCCCCGGGGGCAGAUCCCCACAUUCAAGCAUGGAGACAUUGUGGUGAAUGAAUCCAUUGCUGCCUGCAUGUAUCUGGAGAGUCGAUUUAAAUCUCAGGGUUCUCAGCUGAUGCCGGACAGUGUGACUGAGCAGGCUCUGGUUCUGCAGAGAAUGUUUGAGUGCAUCACAAUGCAGAAGAAAAUGUAUGACGUUGUGUUCUACGAGUGGUUCGUUCCGGAGGGUGAGAGACAUGAGUCGGCUCUGAAGAGGAAUAAGGAGAAUCUGACCACAGAGCUGAAGCUGUGGGAGAGCUACAUGCAGAAGUUGGAUAAAGGAUCGUAUUUGGCUGGGAAGAGUUUCUCGAUGGCUGAUGUCGUGUGUUUCCCCUAUAUCGCCUUGCUCGUCUGGUUUGGGCUGAAUACAGAGCGCUACCCCAGGCUGGGGGAGUAUUACGAGCUGGUGAAGGAGCGUCCCAGCGUUAAAGCCUCAUGGCCACAAAGGCUGGAGAACCCUCAGGACCAGGACAACAUCAAUGGCCUGUGAGGAACCCAACACUCACAGAACAGGAGUCACCGGUUAUCCCACCAUCCAAUGAGGAAAUGUUAACGCUCACUAAUACAGAUUUUUGGGCUUUUUUUGUAUGUGUUUGGUAAUAAUAACUACAGGCUCAAUAAGAAUGAAUGUGAAUUAGUGGCAUUUGGAGCUGAGGUCUCACCAUCAGACACCAUCAGAUGAGCUUUAGAUGAGGAAACCGACUUUCUUCUCAUGUUUGAUGUUCACCGAUAUAUAAUAACUACAUCAUUGUUUUUGUAUAUCAGACACCACAAUAUCUAAUCUAACGCCAUGCAACAAGCCUCAUAUGAGAACUUUAUACUUCCAUUACAUUUUAUAUCUUCACUAAAGCACCUUUUUUGGCCUUCUUUGAAUUUUUGAGACUAAUGUGACCUGUUAUGUGUGAGUAACUACUCCGUGAUGACUGUAGUGAUUGUAUCUUUUCCGGUUCCUGUCAAGUGUCACUGUGAUCAUGUUAAUAAAAGUUAACCCUGUAGAGUC
Pygocentrus nattereri (red-bellied piranha) is the source of this 1302-nucleotide messenger RNA. RefSeq names its product glutathione S-transferase A-like. The transcript is spliced from 6 exons. Gene Ontology annotation, biological process: glutathione metabolic process. NCBI's taxonomy places the organism in Eukaryota, Metazoa, Chordata, Actinopteri, Characiformes, Serrasalmidae. Gene Ontology annotation, molecular function: glutathione transferase activity. Bases 16 to 792 code for a protein of 258 amino acids. The record is from RefSeq and is a predicted model, not a curated record.